This is a messenger RNA of Heteronotia binoei (common prickly gecko), 1810 nucleotides long. RefSeq names its product arf-GAP with Rho-GAP domain, ANK repeat and PH domain-containing protein 1-like. The transcript is spliced from 14 exons. The record is from RefSeq and is a predicted model, not a curated record. Gene Ontology annotation, biological process: positive regulation of GTPase activity; signal transduction. The annotation marks the transcript as partial. Gene Ontology annotation, cellular component: cytoplasmic vesicle; plasma membrane; trans-Golgi network. Gene Ontology annotation, molecular function: GTPase activator activity; phosphatidylinositol-3,4,5-trisphosphate binding. NCBI's taxonomy places the organism in Eukaryota, Metazoa, Chordata, Lepidosauria, Squamata, Gekkonidae.
GCUCUGUGUGCGGCGGUGACCACCAGCGAUCUGGCCGAGACGCUGUCCCUUUUGUUCUGCGGGGCCGAAGUGAGCUGUGAUUCGGGGGAGCCCGGCCACCCCACCCCCCUCGCCCUGGCGGAGGAGGCCGGCCAGAGGCUGCAGAUGGAGUUCUUGCUGCACAACAAGAACUCAGAGAUCCCGCGUCUGGACGCCGACGCCGGCAGUCAGAACCUCUACUCCGUAGCCCUGCCGUGCGUCACCCACAAUGGCUUCCUCUUCAAGACGGCUUCCAUGGCCAAGCCGGCCUAUGAACGGAAACCCCGAGAAGAGUUCAGUCGCCGCUGGUGUCGACUUCAUGAUGGCCUUUUCAGCUAUUACGAGAAUGAGCACUCCACUGUGCCCAGCGGAGAAAUCCGAAUGCAGCAGAUUGUGUGCCUGGUCAAUCACCCCCCGGACACUCAUGGUGUCGCGAAUACAUUUGAGGUGUACGUAGACUCAGAGCGACUCUACCUGUUCGGACUGGACAGCCCGGAGGCCGUUCGGGAGUGGACUAAGUGCCUGGCAAAGUCUUUCAUCCCUUCCUCUGCGGAGGGUCUCCUGAGCAAAGACUUUGAGCGCCUCGGGCGACUUCACUACAAGGGUGGCCUGAACCUGGAGCGGGCGAAGGAAGGCUGGUUCGCCUUGGUUAACUCCACCCUCUAUGCCUACCUGGACGGCAGUGAGAAGGAGGAGGUCAUCCACCUGCGGAAGCUCCAGGAGCUCUCUAUCCAGGGUGACAACGAAGUCUUGGUCCUGGUGGAGAGGAGAAGGACGCUGUACAUCCAAGCAGAAAGGAAGCUGGACUUCUUGGGAUGGGUCGGCGCGAUCCAGAAGGCGGCGGGGUGCUCCGGAGACACUUUGUCCGAACAGCAGCUGACGGAUUUAGAUGUCCCCAUCAUUGUGGAUCGGUGCAUCGAUUAUAUCACCCGGUGUGGACUGACCUCAGAAGGGAUCUACCGGAAGAGCGGGCAGAACUCCAAGAUCACGGGACUCCUGGAGACACUCCGGAAAGAUGCGCGCAGGGUCCGUCUCAAAGAAGAGGAGCAUCACGUGGAUGACGUGGCCAACACGCUGAAGCGGUUCUUCCGGGAGAUCAGCGACGGGCUCUUCACCAAGGACUGCUCCCAAGCCUGGCUCAGGGCAACAACCAUCGAAGAUAGCAGAGAAAAGAUCAGCCAGUACCAGACACUCCUGAGCUGCCUUCCAGUUGUCAACCGAGCUACAGUGAAGGCUUUGAUCAAUCACCUGUACCGCAUCCAGCGCUUCUCUGAUGAGAACCAGAUGAACACGCACAACCUGGCCAUCGUCUUCGGGCCAACACUCUUCCAGACGGAUGGCAAAGACUACAAGGCAGGACGAGUGGUGGAGGAUCUCAUCCGGUACUACGUGGACAUAUUCAGUGUAGAUGAGGAAGAGAUGAGGCGGCAGCAAGAGGAAAUCGCGGCCAUUAUGAGGAUGCGGAUCGCGGGCUCCUCCAGUGGGGCGCAGCAAGCUGGCGACUUCAUCUGCACGGUCUACCUGGAGGAGAAGAAGACAGAAGCCGAGCAGCACAUUAAGAUUCCGGCCACCAUGACGGCAGAAGAACUGACUUUUGAAAUCCUGGACCGAAGGAAAAUCAUCACGAAGGAGAAAGAUUACUGGAGCUGCUUUGAAGUCAGCGAGCGGGACGAGGCAGAGCGGCCUUUGCACUACAGCGAGAAGGUCCUUCCCAUUGUGCACAGCUUGGGGAAGGACAGCUACCUGGUGGUGAAGAGACAAGUGGCCAUGGAACACAUGCUGGUCUACACAG